CUGACCCAUGUGCCGACCAUUGUGCAGCUGCUCGGCGUCGUUGACGUGGCUUCGUCACGGCCACAACUCGUGCUCGAGUACAUGGACGGCGGCGCGCUGCGGACGUACCUCGACAGCCGUCGGCGGUUCCGAACGCGCGUCGAGCUCGACACACUCACGAUCGCGCAUGCGAUUGCUUCGGCGCUCGCGGCGCUGCACGCCCAAGGCCUUGUGCACCGGUUUGUGAGCUCGCUCAGCGUGCUCUGGAGCUCGACGCGCAUCGCCAAGCUCGGCAACUUUGUCUUGGCCAAAUCCACAUCGCCCGAUGUUGUGCUCACGCAGGGUGUCGGCGCCAUGUUUUGGAUGGCGCCCGAGGUCAUUCGCGGCGACUAUUACGAUACCUCGGCCGACAUGUACUCGUUUGGCGUGCUUUUGACCGAGCUGGAUACGCUCCUGCCGCCGUACGGCUACCUCCGACAAAACCACUUUGUGACCAUGGACCAAGUGAGCAAAGGACUGCUUCGACCCGAGCUCAGCGCGACGUGUGCGCCGUGGUAUCGGGACCUGGCACUAAACUGCAUGGCGCAAGACCCGUCUCUGCGUCCAACCGCUGCACACGUGUGUGCACUCCUCGAGCCGAAAUUGUCGACACCAACGCGGCUCAAGUCGGGCCAAGUGCGCUCGGCCUUGAAGCCACUCGCGAGCUUCUCGCUUCCCACCAUGUUCAAGACGCAGUUGACGUCCAAACGGGCUCGUCGCGACAGCAAAACCACUUGAUGUGCGUGCUUGAAAACGAUGUUUUAUAUGCAUCUCAC
Messenger RNA from Saprolegnia parasitica CBS 223.65, 794 nucleotides. Its product is annotated as serine/threonine protein kinase. Gene Ontology annotation, molecular function: protein kinase activity; ATP binding. Lineage: Eukaryota; Oomycota; Saprolegniomycetes; Saprolegniales; Saprolegniaceae. Gene Ontology annotation, biological process: protein phosphorylation. The transcript has a single exon. The record is from RefSeq and is a predicted model, not a curated record. Bases 82 to 756 code for a protein of 224 amino acids.